UGGUUUUCUUGAUUUCCUUCUUCUUUACAUGCAUGCACCCAGUUCUUGUUGAUUGAGCUGUAGCCCAACAAUUGCUGCUGCCACAGGAGGCCUGGUUUUCCUUUGGUUUAGUUAAUUUAAGACAUAUAAGCAUGGCUUCAAGCUCUAUUCAUACAUGCAAAUAUAAUGGGUUGCAUGAGUGUAAGGUUGGUAACAUCUUGGUUAAAAUAGAAACUCAGGUGGUUAUGUGGUUAAUUAAUUAGGUGUGAAUACAUGCAUGAAUGGAAUUAUGUGUGUAAGUUAUAGCUUGAUUUGAAAGCGCGUGUAACUUAAUAUCUUGAUGAUUUCUUGCAAAUAUUGGAGUUCAGUGGUGUAUACAUGAAUCCAUUAAAAGGGCAUGCAUGAUUUGCUAAACUUUUGAAGACCUGCAUAUUUUCAUGCAUGCUUGAAUAUGAAGAACUUAUAGGAGUUGAGCAAGGUUUGGGAUGGAUAUACUUAUAGUUGCUGGGGAGGGAGACUGUGUGAGGAUGGAAUCCUAGUGCUAGCUAGCUCGCAUGCAUGCUAGAGAGAAUGGGGCCUUUGAAGUUGAAAUUGGGUGCCUGCAUGAUUCAAAAUUGGUUUUAAGUUUUAAGUUAACCUUGGAGAUUCCAUGCAUGGGUGUGGUUAAAACUUCAUAAACGCUUGAGUUUAGAAUUUGAUGCUCAAGUUUAUGUGUAAUAUUGUGUAUGGUUCCGUAUGCCAUUUAAUUAGUUAAUUGUAUUAGUAUUGGCUCGUGUUAUGCAUGCAUUUAAGCACCAUUCCAUGCCAAUGGAAUACUGAAGGGAGUGAUCUAUGGGCAUAUAUAAACAGCUUGUAUCUUGAGUUAAUAAUGCCAUAGCUCCUAAUUUAGUUGCCAUGUUGGAUGGUAUAGAAUUUACCAAUAGGACACAGUGAAGCCAGCAAAAAUCAUCAAAAGAGGAUUCUGGCUAUAGCCUAUAAAUAUCUUCAGUUGAGAAGCCAAAUUGAAUGGAUGAUGUAUGCUAUCUACAGUUUGGUUUUUCCGAGUUUCUGAGUUUCUGAUAAUUGACCGAUUUUUUUAGAAAAUCUAUACUUUUAGGCAUGUGCUAGUUUUUGCUCGGAUAGGUUAAUAUAUAUAUCAUGCUUUACAUUUAUGCUUUUUAAACAAGUUCUUGAGCUUAAAAUGGAUGUGUAUAUUUCAGUUUGAUCAUGUUAUGGUAAUGCUAUGAAUUUAUUUGGGUUGUUAUGAUAGUAAAAAAGGAAGUUAUGGUGAAGCCGAAGAGAUUGGAUGAAGCUAUGAAGGAUAUUAUAAUGGACGUUGAGGUUCAAGACAUGGGUUCUGGAUUAUCUGUGUUUCUUCUUAGUUUCCGCGGUGGCUUUUUGGUAUUUUCCAAGAUUCUCCGGGUGCUCCAAGAAGAGGGGAUGGAAAUCUUAGCUGCCAACUUCGUCUCCGGUGAAAAGGCUUUUAUGACAGUGCAGUAUUUGGCUUCAGAGAAUGGUAACAGUGGGUUUGAAGCUGAUAAAGUUGCGGAGAGAUUGAAGAAAGACGUUCAGAAUUAUAAUCAGAAUUAAUGUUUGCAUAAUUGCAUGCACGCAAGAUUUUAAUCUUUUGUGAUUAGAAUUGAGAAUCAAUAAUCAGGAUAUGUUAAUUUUAACUUUUUUAAAUUUGUUUUUAAUUUGGUGAUGAUACUCUGUGGAGCUUCCA
Molecule: messenger RNA, 1681 nt
Organism: Dioscorea cayenensis subsp. rotundata (Guinea yam)
Lineage: Eukaryota; Viridiplantae; Streptophyta; Magnoliopsida; Dioscoreales; Dioscoreaceae
Exons: 2
Coding region: 1222-1548 (108 amino acids)
Source: RefSeq, a predicted model, not a curated record